AUGGAUUCAUUCAGCACAGCUAGCACUUAUUUGGGAUUUGAUCUUCUCAACAAGCCGAGGAAAAGAACUGAUGGCAACAUCCUCUUCUCGCCUGUGGGCAUCUCCACUACCAUCGGCAUGAUCCUCAUGGGAAGCCGAGGAAUCACUGCCUCCCAGUUACAGGAGGUAUUUUGCUCUGAGGAAGACACAGAGAGCUCAGGAAUAAAAGCUGAAGAAGAAAUUGAAAAGACAGAGGAGAUUAAUCACCUGUUCCAAAAGUUUUUGACUGGAAUAAGCAAACUCACUGAUGAUUAUGGACUGAACAUAACCAACAGGCUGUUUGCAGAGAAAACAUAUCUCUUCCUUCAAAAAUACUUAGAUUAUGUUGAAAAGUAUUACCAUGCAUCUCUGGAACCUGUUGAUUUUAUGAAUGCAGCAGAUGAAAGUCGAAAUAAGAUUAAUUCCUGGGUUGAAAGCCAAACACAAGAAAGUACCAAGGACCUGUUUCCAGAUGGUUCUCUUAGCAGCUUGACCAAGUUGGUGCUGAUGAACACAAUUUAUUUUAAAGGGCAGUGGGAUAGGAAGUUUAAGAAAGAAAAUACCAAGGAGGAGGCAUUUUGGCUGAAUAAGAGUACAAGUAGAUCCGUGCUGAUGAUGACACUGAAGCAUUCCUUUAGCUUCACUUUCCUGGAGGACUUGCAGGCAAAAAUUGUGGGGAUUCCAUAUAAAAACAACGACCUAAGCUUGUUUGUGCUUCUUCCCAAUGACAUAGAUGGCCUGGAGGAGAUUAUAGAUAAAAUAAGUCCUGAGCAGUUAGUGGAGUGGACUAGUCCAGGGCAUAUGGAAAAAAGGAGCGUUCAUCUCCAUGUGCCCCGGCUGGAAGUGGAGGACAGUUACUUCCUUGAGGACGUCCUGGCAGACAUGGCGAUGGGCAACAACUUUGGGGAGUGCCAGGCCAACUGUUUGGAAAUGUCCCCACGCUCCAGCUUGCAAGCCCAGAAGAUCCUGCACAGAUGCUGCAUAGCGCUCACCGAGGAAGGCACCGAGGCUGCAGCUGCCACUGGCAUCGACUUCAAUGACGCAUCAGCCCCGGGUGAUGAAAACCCACGUGAUGAAAACGUUUGUUGUGAUCAUCCAUUCCUGUUCUUCAUCAGGCACAAUGAGUCCAAAAACGUUCUAUUUUUUGGCAGAUUUUCUUCUCCUUAA
Molecule: messenger RNA, 1185 nt
Organism: Otolemur garnettii (small-eared galago)
Lineage: Eukaryota; Metazoa; Chordata; Mammalia; Primates; Galagidae
Gene: SERPINB13
Product: serpin family B member 13
Exons: 8
Coding region: 1-1185 (394 amino acids)
Molecular function (GO): serine-type endopeptidase inhibitor activity
Source: RefSeq, a predicted model, not a curated record